AUGGUGAAAAUAGAGGCGAUAAAACCGGUUGUUCGUUCUCGUUCAUCAUCCUCAUCAUCUGAUAGUGAUUAUGAUGAUAUAAAUUCAACAUCAUCAUCUGACUCUGAUUUAUCUCUUAUUGAAACAUCUCUAACAAAUUUAUCAAAGUCUUGUCAAAAACGUAAAAUCCCUACAUCUGCUCAUAUUAUUCCUCAGGGUACAUUAAUACGUGAUGUUAAUAAUAAUCUUUGGAUGAUACAUCAAUGUGUUAAAAUAUCCCAUCAUAAUGAAAGAUUUAUUUAUUUAUGUAGUCAAGUUAAAAGAUCAUUAGCAAUAAAUGAAAUGAAAAUAUCCGAAGAUAUUCAACAGCAAAAUAUAGUUAAAACAAAAAUCUCACCAUUAAUGUAUUUAACUGAUAAAUUAAAACAAUCAAGACAAGCAGUUAUUGAUAAAGCACGUGCUAAGAAUGAUAAACUUGAUUAUGUUUUUUAUGGAGCUGUUAUUGGAGAUACAAAUAAAGAAAUUGAUUUAAUUAUAGCAAAUAAUGAGAAACAAACAGCAUCAACAACUAAAAAUUCCUUAAUAAAUAAAUCCCUAUCUACAUCAACAAAUGAGCAACAUUCCAAUAAAAUAAUUCAUGGUAUCGUUGAAUUUCUAAAAGAUGAUGAUACAUAUGAUGAAAAUAAAAUAAAUAAAUAUUCGAUUGAAAUGAUAUUUAUACAAGAUAAAAAAAAAUCUAAUACGAUUGUUAAUCCAUCUGAAUUACUUCAACAAAUUCUUAAAAAAGAAAUUGAAAAAUUAAAAGAUCUUCGGAGAAAAAAUUUAAUAUUAAAUAAUAAAACAACUGGAGAUACACAUAAAUUUAUUAUAACAAAAAAACCUGGAAAUUCUCAAUAUGAUAUACAAGAAACAAUAAAUGAUGACGGAGAAAAUUCUUCUUCAACAUCAUCUAUUGAAUCUUCAACAAUAAAAUAUUUACUUAAACUUGAAUUAAAUACUUCAUCAACAACAAAACAAUAUACAAUUGAUCAUGAAAUAGCUUUUUAUUCUCGUUUUGCAACACAUGAUAAAUUAAAAUCCUAUAUAAAACGACAUAAUUUAAUGUAUAUUGCUAUACCAGAAUAUAUAUCACAUGGAACAUAUAAACAUAUAAAUUUAACCUAUAAAUUUUUAAUUAUGGAACAAUAUCGUGAAAAUCUUCGUUCACUUAUUUAUUCUUAUGAUCAAUCUUUACCAGAACAUAAUGCAUUAAAUCUUUUUCUACAAAUGUUAUAUGUUAUACAAUUUAUACAUGAAAAAAAUUAUGUUCAUCAAAUUAUUAAACCAAAAUACAUGAUGUUUGCUAAUAAACAACCAUAUUUUAUUUUUUUAACACAAUUUCGAACUGUUAAAAGUAUUCAUGAUACAAAUACUACAUCAAAUGAAGUCCCAAAUGAAAAUCGUGUAAGGAUAAAUAGUGAAAAUCAACAUAUAAAACAACAAAAUUUUCAAGUUAAAAAAAAAGUCAAACGUUCACAUCGUACACAAUUAGCUGCUAUACAUAAUAAAACAUCAUCAGUUGUUCCAUCAUUACAUGUCGUUGAUAUUCCAAGUCCAAUAAUUGAAGAAGAUAAUUUUCUAAUAAAUUCUAAUCAAUAUUAUCAUCCAUUUAGUGUUUAUUCAUCACUUGAUAUGCAUUUAAAUAAUAAACAAACAUAUCGUGGUGAUUUAGAAAUGCUUGGUUAUAAUUUAAUUGUUUGGUCUGGUGGACGAUUACCAUGGGAUAAGAAAAAUAAGAAUAUACAUUUUAAAUUUCAACGUGAUACAAUACCAAAUGAAAAGAAAUUAGCAAAAUCAAAUGUUAAUGAAUUUGUUAAAAAAUGUUUCUUUAUGAAAUUAAUUUCACCUGUUACUUUACGUGCUAUUUGUGAUUAUAUGUCAACUGUUUAUCAAUUAAAUAGUGAUGAUAUGCCUAAUUUUGAUCAAUUACGUGCACCAAUUAAAGAAAUUGUUAAAGCUUUAGGUUUUAAGGCAAAUGCAUGUCUUCGUUUAUCAAAUUCAAAAUCAAAAUCAACAAAUGCAUCAAAUAAUGCAAAUAAUAAUAGUUUGAAUUCUUCUGCUCAAACACAAACAGCUAAAACUAAUGGAAAUAUUGAUAAACAUAUUAAUAUUAAUGAUAUGACAUCACCAGCUAAAGAACUUGAGGUUGAACAAGAUGAUCUUGAUGACGAUGAAGAUGAUGAUGAUGAUGAUGACGAAGAUGAUGAUGAUGAUGAUGAAGAUGAUGAUGAAGAUGAAGAUGAUGAGACUCAUCCUUGUCCACCGGGAUCAAGUUCAUGUGAAGAAGAUAAUUCAAGUGAUGAAAAUGAUGAUACUCGAAUGGAACAACAAGCUCCAUCCGUACCUGGACAAUCAACAAAUACGAAAUGUAAACGAUGUGGUGGUGAUCAUUCACUUGAAGAUCAACAAUCUCAAACAAGUAGUGAUAAACAAAGUAAUAGUGGUACUAUUCCAGGUUCAAAUAAUACUACAAAUACUCUUACUUAUCAACAAAAACGACAACGAUCAAUUGCUAAACGACUUCAAUUACGUCGUAAAAAGAAAAAUUAA
Molecule: messenger RNA, 2568 nt
Organism: Adineta steineri
Lineage: Eukaryota; Metazoa; Rotifera; Eurotatoria; Adinetida; Adinetidae
Source: the annotation of a GenBank genome assembly